AUGGGUGCCGUCGUCUCUUGCAUCGAAAGCGUCUUCCGCGCCAUCGGCGCUUGCAUCAUGGCCGUUGUUAACGCCAUCGGAUCCAUCCUGCACGCAAUCAUCAGCGGUGUCGUCACCGUCAUCGACGUGAUCAUCUCCUGCCUGACCUGCGGCUCCUGCGGGCGGCGUAGUCGUCGAAACCGGUCCGCGGUAUAA
Messenger RNA from Penicillium cinerascens, 195 nucleotides. RefSeq lists its product as uncharacterized. The transcript has 2 exons. NCBI's taxonomy places the organism in Eukaryota, Fungi, Ascomycota, Eurotiomycetes, Eurotiales, Aspergillaceae. The coding region runs from base 1 to 195 and encodes 64 amino acids. The record is from RefSeq and is a predicted model, not a curated record.